AUGAAGCUGGCUUCCAUUCCUGGAAAUGGCAUCAUCCAUUUCCCCCCGAGUUGGGGUGCUGGAAGCUUCGAGAUUUUCAUGCGCUCGUUAAGACCUCAAUUCUGGAAGGCGGCGGCUAACCUUGCGCCCUUUCAUUUGCAGGCCUACAUUCACAGCAGCAGCGGAGUCCAGCUGAUCGUCGAGACCUACAUCGUGAUUGCCCUCAACGUUGCUGUCGUCUUCGGCAUGAUUCUCAUGAACGACGCCGCAGAGUCGAAGGGUGACCCGAAGAAGCGCAAAAUCAUGGCUGUUGUGGGGCUACUCCUGAUGUCCGUCUUCUUCAGCUUCCUCCUCUCCAUCUUCCGCUCCAAAGCGCACGGCUACCCCUACAGUUUCCUGUUCAAGUGAGCGGUUCAGAAAAUGCCUCUUGGAUCGCUCGAAAGUCGCCGAAACGACAGCACCUUGGUUCGCUUGUCACGGGAAGAUUGCUUUUGGAAGUCCUUGUCCUUUCUCUCUUCCCAACACAUCCCUCCCCAAACCUUCCUUUCAUGUUUGUUUCACUGUACAUAGAAGUUAGGCCUUUUUAGGCCUAACUAGUUGAGCCUUUAUUUUUUUCAUUUUUGUUGAUACUGCUUGAAUUGUUUCGGUUCUUUUUUCAUUUUUACUUUUUCAAUAAAGGAGUCUGGAAGAAAACGAUACAUGGGA
This is a messenger RNA of Ixodes scapularis (black-legged tick), 684 nucleotides long. RefSeq names its product tumor suppressor candidate 3. The transcript is spliced from 4 exons. Bases 1 to 387 code for a protein of 128 amino acids. The record is from RefSeq and is a predicted model, not a curated record. Gene Ontology annotation, cellular component: oligosaccharyltransferase complex. NCBI's taxonomy places the organism in Eukaryota, Metazoa, Arthropoda, Arachnida, Ixodida, Ixodidae.